Plectropomus leopardus (leopard coralgrouper) is the source of this 507-nucleotide messenger RNA. RefSeq names its product pyroglutamylated RFamide peptide (gene qrfp). The record is from RefSeq and is a predicted model, not a curated record. Lineage: Eukaryota; Metazoa; Chordata; Actinopteri; Perciformes; Serranidae.
AUGAAACUUUUUUACCAUCUCGGCGCCUCAGAGCUCACCCUCCUCUCCCUCGCCCUCCUCUGCCCCGUCCCAUGGACCGUCACUUCGUACCCCCACACCCCCACCGCCCCCCUGCCCACUAUGGGUGAAGAGGAGCUGGAAUCGGCCCUGCUGCUCCUCCAGGCUCCUUUGGAGGAGCAGAGGCUCGUCCAGCCUGAUGCUUGGCCCGAGCAUCCUCAAGACCCCCGGCUGGUCCUGCUGAAGCCCAGGGAGGAGAAGGAGGAGGAGGAGGACAGGUCUUGGGAAGAGGAGGCCCUGCUUAGAGCUCAGAGAGGAGACGUGGUACCCCGGGCGCUGUCGGGUCACUCUCGGGAGAGCAGGAGCUAUCAGGAGGACGGAGACGGGGAGGAAGGAGGGAAGAGGAACGAAGCUCUGACCUCCAUUAUCGGAGGCCUCCAAGCUGUGAGCAGGGAGAAAGGAGGAUUCGGUUUCCGCUUUGGGAGGAAGAGAUGGACCGACAGGGGAUGA